AUGUCUGCAGAGGACAUGUCCGCUGAAUCCCCACCCCCCGCAACACCAAUGCAGCGCCAAACGAGCUUACCAGUCCUUGAAGCUCUGCUUCUGGGGCUGUCAACCCAGAACGAUAAUAGCGCCACCCGUGCAAUUGCUUUCUUCGACCCAGCAACCAGAAACCUCUUGAUCUUCCGAGGACCCUGGGAUUUUGAUUCACUGAUUGAGGCCAAGUCAGGGCCUUUACCAGCCUCAAAGACCUCCGUGGCUGCCAUGCCGAGAAUUAUGGUCACAGGGGAAGAGAGGGGUCAAGAAUGUGCUGUGUGCUUGGAGGAAUUCAGGGUGGGUGGUGAAACGAGGGAGAUGCCCUGCAAGCACCGUUUCCACUCGGGUUGUAUCGAGAAGUGGCUUGGGAUACACGGGACGUGUCCGGUUUGCCGGUUCUUGAUGCCUGUGGAGGAGCAGGGGAACGAAAAGAGUCCCGAGAGCCAGCAGGCUGUCUGGUUGACUCUGGUGAUCAGCAGCGGUGAUGGGCCUGGUUCUGAUACCAGCUCGGGUCAUAUAGCUGCUGCACAGGGUGCUCGAGAUGGUUCAUCGAGCCAAGAUGUAUAA
Punica granatum (pomegranate) is the source of this 591-nucleotide messenger RNA. NCBI's taxonomy places the organism in Eukaryota, Viridiplantae, Streptophyta, Magnoliopsida, Myrtales, Lythraceae. The record is from RefSeq and is a predicted model, not a curated record.